AGCAGGAAGUUUGUCUUCCAUGUGAUCAGUCUACUGCAUCAUUCAUUUGAAAAAUAAAAAAUGUUAUUUUUAGAACUGUAUUUAUAAAAUUAUUGUCGUUUUAGGGUAAAGCGAUUUUUGUUUUAUAAAUUACGUACGGAGACAAAGUAGGGAGCUGUAGACAUUGCUGCUAGCUAGCUAGUGUAGAAAGAAGCUGCUCUAAGGUAAAAGCGCAUUGGUUGUGAAAAGUAAGGAUUCAGUAACUGCUUUUGGGAUGAAAAAUACAGUCGGUACCAGCACGAUUAAGGAAAACCCGUGGAAGAUUCCUCCAAAUGCCCCUGCCUGCAUGGAGAAGCACCUGUGCGCGGCUCAGUACCGAGCAGAUGGGACCCUGCUGCUGGGAGCCUCCAGCCUCUCUGGGAGGAACUGGCAAGGAUCUGUUUGGAUCUACAGCGAACCAGAGCAAGCCCCCAGCGAGGGCUUCUGCAAAGCUGGUGUGCAGACUGAGGCUGGUGUCACAGAUGUGAAGUGGGUGGCUGAAAAAGUAGUGGCGGUUGCCUCAGAUUCAGGGGCCCUGGAGCUCUGGGAACUGGCAGAGGAUGAGCGCCUGUUGGUGAACCGAUUCACCAGAUAUGAGCACGAUCACAUUGUCACCACAGUGAGCCCCAUCAAAGGAGGCAGCAGUGCUGUCACUGGGAGCAUGGACUGCAGAAUUAAAGUCUGGGACCUCAGUCAGGAAACCGUUGUCACCACCUACAAUGUUCACACACAGCCUGUUAAUUGCGUUGCCUGCAGUCCUACAGACGAGUCCCUCUUCGUCUCUUGUGGCCAAGAUGGCCGUUUGUUGAUGUGGGACGUGAGGAAGCCAGAUAAACCAGCUUCGAGAAUCGAUGUAAAGUUCCCCAACAGUUCUCCCACCGCUGCUGCUUGGCACCCCCACCACAGAAGCACUAUUGCAUUUGGCGAUGACCUGGGUAACGUGUCUCUGAAAGACUUUCUUGGAGCAGAACCGGCUCGGGUGGAAAAAGUCCACAGCCGCAGGGUUAACAACCUCAGCUUCUCCACAAAUAGCGCCUCUUUGCUGGCCUCCGUUAGUGAUGACUGCUCCCUCUCUGUUAUGAAUGCCGAACUGCAGGAAAUAUUCAGAGAUCGGAGCCACCAGGACUUUGUCAAAGAUGUGUGCUGGCGUCAUGGUGAUUCCAGCACUCUCACCACUGUGGGCUGGGAUCACCACGUGCUUCACCACAACAUCAGUCCAACUGCUGGAUCUGCCAGCUCCUGAUCCUAGACUUGAUCCGUGACCUGUUUCACCCAUGUGGGAUGUCAAUGUGUAUCUUAAUGGUUGGAUAUUAUAUCUAAGGAGAAGAUGCACUCAGCUCUUUAGAUUGAUGCACAUUUUUUGGUGUUUGGGUUUUCUUUUCUGUCUUGUAGACUUUCAUGUUGUUUAGCAUCUCCAUGUUUGUAUUGCAUCAUUUUACAUUAAAGAAACCUAAGGCUGUUGGACUGA
Messenger RNA from Cyprinodon variegatus (sheepshead minnow), 1486 nucleotides. It is a transcript of the gene wdr77, whose product is annotated as WD repeat domain 77. Gene Ontology annotation, biological process: oocyte axis specification. Lineage: Eukaryota; Metazoa; Chordata; Actinopteri; Cyprinodontiformes; Cyprinodontidae. The coding region runs from base 254 to 1261 and encodes 335 amino acids. The record is from RefSeq and is a predicted model, not a curated record. Gene Ontology annotation, molecular function: protein binding. The transcript has 10 exons. Gene Ontology annotation, cellular component: methylosome.